This is a messenger RNA of Phialemonium atrogriseum, 6111 nucleotides long. Its product is annotated as pectate lyase superfamily protein-domain-containing protein. Lineage: Eukaryota; Fungi; Ascomycota; Sordariomycetes; Cephalothecales; Cephalothecaceae. The record is from RefSeq and is a predicted model, not a curated record. Gene Ontology annotation, biological process: proteolysis. The transcript is spliced from 21 exons. Gene Ontology annotation, molecular function: serine-type endopeptidase activity; polygalacturonase activity. The coding region runs from base 1 to 6111 and encodes 2036 amino acids.
AUGUCGGUGAUUGUAUUGGCGGUGUUUCUUUCGCUUCUGUAUCCUGUCGCCGCAAGAUGGAGCUUCGCUCCUAUGGACCGCUAUCCCCAUGUCCCAGACUACGGGCCUCAGGCCAACAUGGCAUACAUGGUCGACAACCAACACAACUACUUCAAGUCUGCACCAGACAAAGGAACCCAAAAUGGCGCCGUAUGGCUACAGUCUGGGAGCUUUGAGAAUUACAUGGCCAAGCUCCGUUCCAACCAGACGGUUGCGCAUGGACAAGGGAACUCGGGUACACCAGCAAACGCGACUUGGCAUGCAAGCCGAUCAGGCAAACUCCAUGCUCGAGAUUCCAGUUACUGGUUGCCAGCACUUGCUCCGAAGGGACAGCAACCAUUGGCUGGCGCGGGAUACAAAAUGUAUCGCGAUGUUGUCAAAGACUAUAACGCGGAUCCCACUGGAGGCAGUGAUACGACUGAGGCAAUCAACGCCGCUAUUCAGGACGGCAAUCGCUGUGGCCUGGAAUGUGGCAAUACAUUCAAGCAGGGCGCUGUCAUUUACUUUCCUCCCGGGACUUACAAGAUCUGCCGGCCCAUAGUGCAGUACUACUUCACGCAGUUUGUCGGUGAUGCACUCAACCCCCCCACUAUCAAGGGGUGCGACACAUUCCAGGGCAUCGGACUCAUCGACACUGAUCCGUACAUCCCGGGAGGGAACGGCGUGAAUUGGUACACCAACCAGAACCAGUUCUUCCGCCAGAUCCGCAACUUCAUCUUUGACUUGAACGACAUGCCCCUGGCUACAGACGACGAUGGCCAGCCGCUUGCGCCAACUGGAAUCCACUGGCAGGUGUCCCAGGCCUGUUCUCUGCAGAAUCUCGUCUUCAACAUGCCGACUGCUACUGAUAGCAACAAGGCGACGCACGUCGGUAUCUUCAUGGAGAACGGCAGUGGUGGGUUUGUGUCAGACUUGGUCUUCAAUGGUGGUAGCAUUGGAUGGCGCGCUGGUUCCCAACAAUACACUGCCAUGAACCUCAAGUUCAACGGCUGUCUUACGGCUGUUCAGAUGGUCUGGGACUGGGGUUUCAAUUGGCAGCGGAUCGAGGUUGACGGCAGCGCCAUUGCCUUCAACAUCAGCGGAAGAGGCGGCGACACGGGCCAGGGCACAGGUUCGGUUUCCAUCAUCGACUCUAAGAUCACCAAUUGCCCCAUCGGCAUCCUGACCAACUCCCGCACGGAUGCGAGUGCCGGGCCUCCAAACAUCGUCAUUGACAAUCUCGAGAUGAGCAACGUAGCCGCCACGGUCCAGGACGAAGGCGGUUCCGUCAUCCUCGCCGGUUCGAACCACGUCGACCUCUGGGCCAUCGGCCGCCGCUACAAUGGUACCAAGGGAUCCCACGAGAGUGGAGCGGUCGACGCACCGGCCAAGGCAGCGCGCCUCCUCGAUCAUGGCAAACUGUUCUAUCGCCCGCGCCCGCAGUACGAGAAUGUUGGCGCAGAUGGUUUCUUGAUCGCCACUGAUGAAGGUUGCCUGAAUGAUGGCACUGGUGACCAGAAGGAUAAAAUCAAUGCCUUCCUCCAGAAAGCCAAGGCUGCGGGCAAGAUCGCCUUCUUCCCAGCAGGCAUCUACACCGUCGGCGGCACGGUCCAGAUUCCCACUGGCUCGAGGGUUCAAGGCUCGCUUUGGUCCCAGAUCCAGGGUGGCGGCUUCUACUUCAACGACAUCAACAACCCGAAGGUCGUCGUCCAGGUCGGCAAUCGAGGCGACGUUGGCAACGUGGAAAUCGUGGAGAUGAUGUUUACCGUCACGGGAGCAACGGCCGGCGCUAUCAUCUUGGAGUGGAAUGUGCAUGAGGAGACGCAAGGGUCCGCGGCCAUGUGGGACUCGCACAUCCGUGUUGGCGGUGCAACGGGCACGAACUUGGAUGCUUCUACGUGUCCCAAGAAGGGGGCGUUCAAUGACAAUUGUAUAUGUGCUUCGCUGCUCUUCCACGUCACCCCUCAGGCAUCGGGUUAUUUCGAAAAUGCGUGGAUCUGGCUGGCAGACCACGACAAUGAUUUGAGCGUGUACGACAGCCCGGACAAAGGCGUCAACCAAAUCAGCUUGUAUGCCGCUCGCGGUACUCUCAUUGAAUCCGAAGGGCCGUCAUGGUUCUAUGGCACAGGCUCGGAGCACAGCGUUCUCUACCAGUACCAGGUAUACGGUGCAAAGGACAUCUAUCUCGGUCAUAUCCAGACAGAGACUCCCUACUUCCAGCCUAAUCCCGUCGCUCCCUAUCCCUUUGACGGACAGAAGAGCUUCCCCGGCGAUCCCUCAUUCGCAGACUGCACGACUGAUGACUGCAAAGCGGCAUGGGGCCUACGUGUUAUCGACUCUCAAGGGGUCACGAUCCAUAGCGCCGGGCUCUACAGCUUCUUCCAGGAGUAUUAUCAAGAUUGCGUCGAUACGGAAAACUGCCAGGAACGAAUUGCUGAAAUCAAGGGUAGCAAGGAUGUUGUUCUGUUCAACCUGUUCACCAUUGCCACCGAGGAGGUUGGGAAUGGCAUCAACAAUGGUGCUAUUUUCCAAAACGACUCGAACCAGAGCGGUUUUACCACCGAGGUCAGCGUCUGGCUCCCCCUGGAUGGCGAUGAUAACAUCGAUGUGGUAUAUGUUGGAACUGAGGUCUGGACCGGUACCCCGAUGACCUGCUCCAGCACUUGUGUUCUAGUUAUCCCAACUAGCUCACUAUCAACGCCGUCAGUCAUCGACCCCGGACUCUACCACACGUCGUUCGAGUACGGCCACAUUUCAACAAUCACCAGUGCCAAUGGGGUGACCGCCACCACCUUCAUCACAGAAACCACCACCGUCACCAUCACCAUCCCGAAGACUACUGUCGGUGCCAUGUCAUACUCCAAUGUCAACAUAACCUCGGGUCAGACGGUCGGCAGUGUCGUUGUACAGCCUAGCGUUAACCUCCCCCCUAUUGGCGUCCCGCUCCCAGAUGGCGAGGGGGGCACAACAACGAGAAUUGUAUCGCUUCCCCCAUGGCCCGCGGUCACCAACGGUCCACCUGACAGCUGGAAUAACCCCACAGACCCCUUCGAUAUCACUGGCACUGGCGGUGCGACUGGGUCAUCGCCGAGCAUCUACCGCACUCAGUACUCUACAACGGUAUCGGCGAGGGGACCAACCGUCACCACCCUCUCGUUCCCAUCGACCGUCAGCCCCAUCACGGUGAACUGUCCACCAGACACGACAAUCGCCUUCAACACGCCCAAGACCACCAUCACUACCGACUGUGACCACCCGACCGCCUUGACUCUGGGCUUCACUUGCGCACCAACAAAGAUAGUCACCUUUCUCGCCGCAUCUUCCGGGGUGUUCUCAGUGGACUGCACUCUGGUGACUCUUUUCCAUCCGCCGGCGCCGCCAACUAAUACUUCGCCGACCACCACCCAGACCACCACCUCGCCUCUCCCGGUCUGGGCUACGUGGCCUGGAGGGAUCAUCACGCCGGUGCCGACUCCUGUCAAUGAACCGCAACCAACCGACGACGGUGUUGUGACGCCGUGCAAGCUCUGGUUCUUCAAUAUAUGCAUUCUGCGGAGUGACAUCAACAUCGGUGGAUGGCACUGGAUCUUGCCGCCGGGUAUUUAUCCGCCAGGCCCGCCUCCUGGAUUUAUCAAGUUCCCCAAGGGAUGGGACAUCGAGGGCACACUACCACCUUGGCCCAGAAUCACCAUUGGAUGGGAUCAUGUCAUGACCUACGAGAGCGACCCUGAGAAGCAGUGUGAGACCGAGUCAGCUUCCAUCUGCUCGACAACCACGUCGUAUGGAGUGACCACCACGGGCACCAUCACCAGCACAACAACAACCUCGGAUGCCCCAUGUGGCGCCAACGCCGUCGUGUACCCGGCGAACCCGGAGGCUGUGGGAGAAAUCCCCAGAAUCCUGGCGGCGUACGAGGGGAAAUAUGUCGCCGUCGGGUCGGCCCAGGGCGGUUUCACAUCCUUCUACUGGGUCCCUGGUAUGGAUGCUGAGACCAUGAGCAACUGCACCAAAUCGGGCGAUGUCAGUUAUGCCUAUUACUACGAGGAAUGGAACGCCAACGUCGGCCCAGACGACGACGACGACGAUGACGAAGCAGUAUCGGCAGCUCAUAACGCGGUCCGUGACGCCAGCCUUGAGCGGGACAGAAGCAGAAACUUCGACGGUGCCUUGUACCCACCCAGUGGCAAACUUGACGACGACCUCCCGUCGGCGAGUCUUGAUACGAGAUCCGACAAUGCCACCUUCGAGCUCGCCCUUCAGGGCCAUACUCUCGACAAGCGUGACGGGACAUUCCGCUCGUCGGUGUACUGGGAUCUUCCGUUUGACUCGGUACCUCCGGGCACGGUUUAUCAAGCCACUUCCGAGACGUACAUCAAUGGACCGAACCCAUGGCAGUUCAGAUACGACGUGACGGCCGGAGAAGGGCAGUUUGUUUAUCUCAUUUCAGAGGAAGGAAUCUGGACAAAUCACGACGAAUUCACCAAGAGCGACGGAACAAUCGAGACUCUAGGAACGACUACCCUCGGUAAUCCACUCACAGGCGCAAAGCCCGAUCCUGCUCACGGGUCGGGCUGUGCCGCCAAGAUCAUGGGGGCGAAGCUAGGUGUAUGCAAGAAGUGCACCUUGAUCUUCUGCUCUUCGGACAACCUAGUCACGCCACCGGGCCAGGCCCAGACCAAGGUCAAGGAGGCCAUUAUCCAGCAGCUCGACGCCGUUUUAGAUCACAUAAUCAGCAAAAAGCGGGUGGGCAAGGCCUCCGUCAGCAUGAGCUUAUCCUAUGGUCCUGGGAAAAUGAACCCAGCAUUCUACCAGAGCAUGAGAUACUCACUCAACCAGCUGGUCAUCAAGGGGAAGGCGGUGAUUGUUGCCUCAUCCAACAACCACGCCAAGAAAGAAGGCCGCGCCAUUAACAGGUAUCCCGCGUUAUACGGGGACCCGCAGGACAGAAAUGGCCAGUUGGCCACCCUCAUCACGGUGGGAUCCGUCGACUCGGACACGUACCAGGCGGACUCCAGUCAGUACGCAGACUGGAUGACGACGUUCGCGCCCGGUGACGGUGUUUAUCUUCCGGCCAAUCCCAACAACGGCGACACCAACGCGAUGAGGAAGGGCAGCGGGACAUCAUACGCCGCUCCCCAGGUGGCAGCACUGGCAGCUUACCUGCGAGGCUUGAACUCCCCCUGGAAAACCCAGCUGGAAGACCCCGCCAACGUCAAGAAGCUGAUCCGAAUACUCCACCGGCGCUUCGCCGUCCUGCACUACAAGUUUUAUGUCACGCCCGCCGACCGGAAGCCAGUCAUCUGGAAUGGAGAGGUAGGCGACAAGUCGUGCGUGGCGGACUACGCCUCCAGGGCCAACUGGGACCACGACAAGGUAUGUCCGACCAUCGACGACAACCUAGACAACGUGUCCCUCGACCCCCCGCCCGGCCAGACCGUCGGCCAGUGCGGCGCCGGCGUCGGCGGGAACCCGACGAAGCGAAAGCGUCAAGUCAGCGGCGGCGCCGGCGGCAGCUGCCCCCUGAACCUGGGCGGCGGUGGAGGCGCGGACGGCCAGACGCUCAGCUUCACGACGGGACCUACGGCGGCGCCGACGUGCCCGUCGCAAACCGGCGGCGGCGGCCGCCUCUGCACGGGCUACUACUGCGUGCCCAACCCGACGGGCCUGCCGCCCGAUUACCCGGACCCCAAGGAUCCCAGCGCCGGAGGCCGAGUGCCGACUACGACGACCACCAGCAGCGGGUCCAUCGUGUACUCGUGGUACGGCUAUAAGACGCCCCUGGACGGCUGGCCGCUAGCUUCUGGCCAGUGCACGAAGCCGGACUGGAGCGGGGGGCGGCGGACGGACGGCGGCGGGCAGACUCCGUGGCCAUCGAAGCUGGACGGGAUCAGCAUGGGCGACAUCACGUGCAGCUUCGUCGGUGACGGCAAGGACUGGCGGAGCACGAAGCGCGGCGAUAGGCUGGGCGAGCUGGAUUGUAAGGGGUAUGCGCCGGCGGCGUGCUACCAGGGUUGGGUGACGGAUCAGCCCGAGCAGUGUUUUGGGCUGGAUGGGAAUUCGGGGAUUGAUCAGAUUAUGGCUUGUCACUGGUAG